Gongylonema pulchrum is the source of this 327-nucleotide messenger RNA. Lineage: Eukaryota; Metazoa; Nematoda; Chromadorea; Rhabditida; Gongylonematidae. The record is from the annotation of a GenBank genome assembly.
AUGCGGGGCGGUCGCAAUAAAUUUGGCUCAUAUUAUAAACGGGAUCGAGCACAGCGAAUGCAGCGUAUCGCUUUACGGACCAACGGAACGCAGAAUUUUUUCAGUCAACAUGCUGCAGACCAACAAGUUUCUAGCAGUACACCUUCUGAUGCGAUCGCAACAACAGCAGCUGCAGCAGCAGCGGCAGCAGCGCAAGCUCAAUAUUUCGAUGCAAACGGAGCACAAAAGUUCAAGACUGAUUAUGAUGCGCUGCUCCAGUCGCCAACCUUAUCCAGCAGUACGCAGCCUAAUAGCAUGAUUCAAAUGAAUAAAAGGAUGAUCGGCUAG